CACAGCGUGAGGAUCGGUGUCGAGAUCCUCUGUCUCUCCGUCGCUGACUCGCGAAGGGGGAAGUCCUGCCUGGCUGGUACUGACAUUUAGUCAUCCGCGAGGAUACAUCUUUCAGGGGAAGUUAUUUUAGGAGGGAGUGGCCGCCUCGGACAUGACAGGCACAAUUUCGGAAUUGUGUAGAGACUGAAAAAUACCAAUGCAGAAAUAUGUCUUCGUUUGUAAAGGGGUCUUUCAGACGUGAUUGCAAUACCCUAAGGACUUUGGUGUCUUGAUAAGUCAGUGUCCUCUAUGGCACAAAGAGGGUUUUAUCCGGGAACUUUACAUGCUUCUUAUUGUUGAUAUUCACUUGGAAGUCGUCUGAAGAAGGCGCUAGAGCAAAGAGAAUCUACUGCGGCAAAAAAAAAGAAAAAAAAAGAAGGACGAAUGAUUGACAGGGGAAGAGCUUCGAGUCCAAAAUCAGUUGCGCAAACAUCGUAUUAGCAGUGUAAGAGUCUCCUGAGCCUCUUAGACAACUGUGUUGAGUUGAACGUUUGUCUUUGCCAGUUGAAGUAUUGGCAGAAGGAGAGACAGAGAGAAACAAAGAAAGAAAGAAAAACGAAAACUCUAGAGAUCAGUUUGAAAAUGAGGUGGAAUAUCGAUUUGGCAAAAGACACUGUAGUAGGAGAUCAUUAUUAUUUAAUCGUAAAUCAAAUUUAAAAACCUCGUUCCGUUUAGUUUAGUGUUGUGUUCUUGUUCCUUCUUUUAGUCAUUUUUUCUUGAUUGGUGAACAUUCUCUUGUCGUGAUGAUAUUCUGCAGUGAAGAAUAGUUUUCUGCUUCCAGUGCUAUCACACUAAUAACGUAUUUUUUCAUAUUUGUUUAAUUUACUCGUAAAUUAAUUACCCACAUUCUCCUGUAUGGGAAAAGGGAAUAACGUAAUCAGAUAUUAGAAAUAAUACUACUGAAUGCAGCCAUUGAAUGCGUAAGACAAAAUUAAUAUUCGCGAGAGCUUUAAACAGCUAAAGUUACCAAAACCGGUUAAUUAAAGGUUGAAUCAGGAGUUAAAGAUUGAAACAGCUUACUCCUCCAACAUCGGAAGAGCAAUAAGGGGUAAAUAUAAAUGAAAACUUCUCUAACUUCGACAUUGCAUUUACAAACGAUAGUAACGUGACAGAGCGCUUUGCAAAUUACAAGUUGUUGAGUGAAGUGAGUUAUUAAUAUUAAGUAAGACCUUUCAGAAAAAAAAAGAUUAGAGCAUCAUAACAUUUGUGUGGCCGCAACUGAAGCGAAAUGAACAUAAUUUUUUUUCUAAGAAACAAACAGAAGGAUGGUAUUUUAAAACAAAGACUCUCAUAUAUGACAUUUACUUAGACUUUCCCGACGCCAAAGGUUCAUUACAACCUGAAGUGCGGAGGCGGAAAUUAUCAGAGCUCUGAAUCUUGCAACGACGAUAAGUAAUUUCUAAAUCUACCAGAUACGCUUAUGAAGUUCUAAUUCCCUCAGACAUCCGCAAAGUUUAGUUUCUCCCAGGGGCUGCAGACUUUGCAGAUACGCUCACAAAGUAUCAGUUCUGUCGAACACACGCUCAUCCCGUCGUUCAUUUCUCUAAGAACCUCAAUUCGUGUCUCUUCGUGAAAAUGACUGGAACGCCUCGAAGGCCCAAGUGGAGCGAAAUCAGAACUGAGGGUGAGGAGAGUGGCGGAAGCCCUCGCCGCCUUUGAGAAACGAGACUGAAAAAGACGGAUGAGACGGGUCUUGCCGCCCUUUGUCACGAGUGACAGGCAAAAAUAGACUCCUAAUGACAGAGAGAGAUGGGCGUCCGUGGGUAGAUAGAAAAGGAUGCCGGUCUGACUUCCUCUUCCCAAGGCAUCGGGAGAUCGUCUCUGGAAGGUGAUCAGUGUCAGACGCAGAAGACGAAUCUGCUGAAGGAGUGAGGAGGAGAAUGUCGAGACCUUCGCAUUCUGACGGCCACUCCAUUGCCAGAAGCGACCGGCCAUGCAUCCGAACCUCCUUCCUGUCGCUGUUCGUCCUCCUCUUCCUCCUCCUCCUCCUACAAGUAUUUCCCGGACGCCAUUCUCCUUCUUUCGCCGAAGGUCUGUCUGCAAAUCAUGUUAACAAUCCUGAGUCAAUUUUAGGAGGCUGGUCUCGAUCGGUCCUCCCGAGGAGGAGGCCUUCGUCGCCCACGAGAAAGCUGCCGUUUUCGACGCCAGCGCCAGAGGCCGAGAGGCUCCUUCUGCUGGAGUCGAGGGGGGAGCAAGAAGAAGAAAAAGAAGAGGGCCACCUCCACUUGAAAUUGAAAUCUAACGCAAUCGAAGAGGGACGUUUAGAGAAUUCGAAAGAGGUUUUCGUAACAGCCACCGGGGAGCCCUUUCGGCUGGAGGGGACCUUGGCAUUAGAACGUGAAAGAAAACCAGCCGAGACAGAUCCGUUACCUGAAUUCCUAAAGCCAGCUUCCACUUCAUCUGGAAACGGACUGAUGGAGAAGCCGAUGAGUUCAUCGACGGGCGUGACGAGAUACAACGGAAAGACCGAACCCUGGAAAGAAGGUCGAAAUGAAAGGCAUUAUGGGAUUAAGUACUCGGCUCGUCACGGGCAUGUUGCUGUUGCUGCCACCUCUCAUCGUCGUCGGUCGGUAGAUGCGUCGGACCGACGAAGACGACUUUUCUUGUACAAGAGGAGGAAGAAGAAGAGAGAAGUGAGGGAAGACUCUCCUGGAAAACCCGAGCUAAAGAAUGGGUUAAAGGAAAGAGAAGACAAGAGAAAAAGAGAACGUUAUAUCCAUGGAAAUGAGGAUAAAUAUCAUGGCGCCGAUGAUAAGGGUUUUGAUAACAUCUGGAGGUCGCUGGCACGUCCUAAGGAACCCAUUUCCUCAAUGAUGAAUUUUGAGAGGGAAGCUGGGAGACUAGGCCUCUCCGUCGAUGAAUUACAACGCCGAAAGUCGCGUCGAUCUAAUGAAGCUUCGAGAGGCUUAAUGGAGCCUGCUGGAACGAUUAAACAUGUACCCCGGUUUCGAGUGCCAGGGAAGUGGCACCUGGCAUUCAGACAUAACCAGAGCCGUAAGUGUUCGGCAUCGAUCUUCAAGGAGGGGAAGGGCGUUAGGAGUAGGUGGAGGAGUAGCUCGAUGCCCGAGGUAAGAUUGAUCAUGCAUGGCCAAGAGCGCCGUCCUGAUUCGGGCUCUUCGCUACACCUGACGGGAGACUCGGGAACUGGCCCCUCUUCGUCUUCCUCCCUCUCGCCUCCUUCGUCGCCCCAGUUUGCCUCUCCAUCUUCACGCUCAUUAGUAAAACCUUCAUUAUCAUCAUCAUCAUCAUCACCAUCACUACCAUUAUCGUCCUUAUCCUCGUCGCCAAACCUUACAGCAGCAUUUCUGUUAUCACCGGCAUCACCACUCUUAACACUACCGCCGUCACCACCUUUUUCAGAUUUUGAUAAAGACGCAUCAGCAACCAUUGAUAAACAGCCUUCAUCAUUUCUAGUGACAGACAGGGAGAGGGCUUCUUUCGAUCUAUCUCCCACACGCUUCCGUGACAGUCAACUGUCAACCCCUGCCGAUUCUUCCCGACAGGGGGAGACACAUCGAAAUAGAAUCAAGGAUGGAGUUUUGACGUUGCGACAGGAAGCGACGACAACGACGUCAACACGGACGGAAAACCAGUCGGGAACCAUGUAUUCGAAAGGGACCUUUCUUCCAGAUGCAAAAAGGAGUUCUUUAAGUUCGAAUAGUAGUUCGAACUGUAAGCUUCACAAUCGCCGUAAAACACAGAUUCGGGCUGGGAAUUCGGUUUCUUUAAGUCACCCUGACGCACGAGAUGUCAAGAAAUUUGAAAGUAUUGAGAGAAACGAAUCUAAAAGUAUAAAAGGUCUGCUGCAAAGGAGAGAAGUCAAAAGAAGAGGGUCUUCGAGUAUGACAAAUUGCAAUAAAGACAAAGUUCCCACACCAAAACAAAAAGAAAUCCACGAAACUAUUUUUUUAAGAGAGCAGAGAAAUGGUGCCAACGCAAAUAAAAGGGUUUAUAUGAAAAGAGGAACAAAAUGGUACUCCUUGCAGCCCAUAGUCUUUAAAAGACGACGGGAGGAAGAAGAUCUUUCGAGAAUAAAAGGAGAGAUAGAUCACGAAGAUGGACAAGAGCAAGGAAAACAAAGGCAGAGUAUUUUUUGUUUUCUAUUCAGCAAAAACACGAAGUGCUUUCUUCUCGAGGAUUUUCAAAAUGGAAGUCAUUUCGAUUUCGCCGUGGCAAACAGUGUUGCCAGAAAUGAUGAAGUGUCUAAUUCUGGACUAACUGCUCAAUUUGGAAAGGAUGAUUUACUCAUGAAAAAAGUUAAUUCUCAGUCGAUUGAUUCUGCAGUCUCAUAUCACCCUUCCUAUGCAAACGGGUUCUUUAUUCCCGUCGAUGUUUAUAGCUACAUUCAAGGUGAACCUCUUUACAAGAAUUUAUUUUCACUAAAAAGGAAACGUAGUGGGAAAAGGGCAGUAGCAGUACAAACUCGGCAUUUUCCAGUUUAUGAUGGCGAAAUUUUUUCGAGGCCAAACUAUAUUUCUAAUGGUGAGAGGUCACGGCCUGAACCAAGUCUAGAAAAUGUGUCUAUGAAAAACGCCGCCCAAAUCAUUCUGUCUCGUAAAGGGGAAAAGAGAAAAAGAUCAAAUGAGCAAAUGAAGAGUUUCCUGGAAAAUCCCAACGCAACCACACAAUCCAGCGAACACAAGGUCCGUACUGUAGCAGCUGUGAAUCUUGCUGGCAGGGUCGAUAAAUCUGGAAGAAGUCUGCUUUUCACGUGGGCGUUUUCAUCCGCAAUUAGACCCAAGGUCUACUCCUACCCUCCUUUUCCAGGCCGAGAUCAGCUGGAUAACUCCUGGAAAGAGUCAAUAACGCCCGGAAGUAAUUUGCAACGUCGUGAAAGAAAGUCCCCUGUGCCAGAGGCCCUCGGCCCUCCAAUACCAAGGUUUGCGCAACAUGCUGACGGAUAUGUUUAUGACUCGGGUCUUGGGAGACCCGAGAGAGUCCGAAACGUAGUGGCCUUCAUCAAAGGAGGAACGGUUUCCGCUUCAUCUGGCAGCGACUUGAAUUACGAGAUGAAGCAACGAGAUAGCUCGAGAGGUACAGAUAUUUCGAGCAUGUGUGGUCGACUUUAUUCUUGCUUCAUAACAGUGGGAAGUCAUGGUUUUAUUCAUAGGAUGGGCAGUACAGAGGAUGCCAGGUGGCAUCCAUUCCUCUCAAGACAUUUGCAGUUCAAUAUUAGUCUCAUCCGAUUAUCAAAAGUGAUUUUAAGUGACCGUGAUGGCAAUAAUUCUCAAGUGGCAAAGAAGCUUUUUGAAGUGUUGGAAGGAAUGCGAAAGAUUCGCAAAGUUACCGAGCCACAACAUCCUUUGGUACCAAUGCUCAGAGGGGAGAGGAGCCUCAUCGGCCAUUCAAUUGAAGCAGCGGAAGCAAUCAAACAGCCUCCAACUGAACUACCCGACGCGGACGGGGGAUCGAUGACUCUUGAUCCCCAAAAGAAAUCCUUUCGAAAUCGAAGACGUUCUUUACAAAAUUCAGUCGCAAGGAACACAUUAAAAAGAAACAAACGCAGCGCCGACCACGAUACGCAAGGAAGGGGAGGAGGACUGUCGCGGAAAAGAGAAAAGCCAUUUUCGAGGGCCAGGAGGCAGAGGAACGCGAGGCGUCUGAGCCACGGCCUACGCCCGUCGAGGAGAAGAAGAAGAAGAGGCAUCAGGCGUUUUUCCGCUAACUCAAAGGAAGCAGUGAACGCGACCAAAGGGCGAACGAACUCAAAUCAUAAAUCGAAGGUUCAGCAGACUCGUUCAAGGGGAAAGAAAGAUCAAAAGAACGAGAGUGACUCAGUUGAGUUGAUGGAUACGAAACAUCAUCCCGACUAUGGUGGUGACUUUGAUUUGAAUUCCGGUAUUUCUACCUACGAUCCCUUUCAUCCAUUUUCCUCUCCGUCAGCAUUUACUUCUUUUACUACAUCAUUAUCAUCACCAUCAUCAUCAUUAUCAACUUCAUCAUCUUCAUCGUCGUCAUCUCUGUUAUCAUCGUUCUCAUCAACACCCACAUAUGACCAAGUCUCGCCCAGCCCCUUUUUACAUCCAGCGCUUUCACCAAAGUGGCAAAGAAGCACUGAAUCAACUUGGAAAACCGCAGAAGAAAACAAAUCAGAGGAAGUACGAAGCAAUAGAGGCGGCAGAUGCAGUGACACGGGAGACUGUCGCCAUCUCUUAGAAAACGUAACAUUGACGGCACUCAAAACAUCAGAGGUUGUCGUGAAUCUUUCGAACAAUAAGGGCGAGUUUCCGAAGGCUGAUGGAUUUACCCAAGAGCAUGAUUCACAAGGAAAUGAUUUUAAUUUGUCGGAAAACAUUCCCUUUCAAAACUUGCGUGCGAAUAGUCGAGGUUUUGAAGAAACGAAAUAUAUCUCAGGAGAAAAAGGUUUGGAUGAAGUUCCGGUCAAAAGGAAUUUGACUUCUUUGGGCUUACGUCCGGUAUUACAAGAACAAGAGGAGAUAGGCCAUACUCACACGAUGACGAACAAGCGCGACAAACAAAUGAGAGAGAAAAGUGAAAAAGGAACUGAUAGUCACGUGAAAGGACGUUCAGAGGAGAUAUUCGAUUUCAUUCAUGCUUCAAAACAGUCUUUAUCAGGUGAUCAUAUUCUCCCGGUGGAUUCGGAGAGGCUCGAAGGGAAUCUCACGUCUGGUUUAUCGAGUGGUUUCGUCCAUGAUCCCACAUCUUUCGGGGACUAUAUUGCCUCCCGGGAAAAUAAAUCCGAUUCGUCGUCCACUACUGUGUCCCACGGGAGAAGCGAGGACGAGCCUUUCGGGAGGCCGGUUUUUAAAAAGGGCGUUUUUUGGACAGACAAGGCGAAGCAGCAGCAGCAGUUUUCCCUGUUGUCGCCGGAUGGUUUUCCAGCAGAGCUUGCUGGAGAUGAGCUCCCAAAAGUAGGGCAGACAGCUGGCUGGAAGCGACCAGUGAAAGGGACGCCUCAGGAUGGAGACACGACAAAGGAGUAUUUUCUGACGACGUCUGCGACGCCCUUUUCAUUGGCAACUCCGCUUUCACAAUCUUCAUCUUCUUCCUUUCCCCUUCCAUUCUCCUCAUCUGGUUCCACUGAGUCGAAAAGCAAAGAAGAGCCGAGAGCGAGAAUUUCUUCGAGUCAUUCUCGUUCAAGCAAAGAGUUUCACCCAAGGCACGAACGCGAGCGCUUUUGGGAUUUUGUCGAGUACAACGACACAAUCCUAGAGGUACGCCGCCAGGCCGUCAACCGCAAAGCCGCCCAAAAAUCUCGCGCCGCCACCUCAGCAAAGCAGACGAAGCAGCAAAGGGCAAGCGAUGGUAUUAAACAUUCUCUCAGGUAUCCCAAGCCAUUCUUGAAAGUGUCUCCUCGAUUCCAGCGAUACCACCAAAUUCAAAGAGGUGUCAAAGAGGCCAUGAGAGGAAAAUCGUUAUAUCGACUUCGCUCUCAAGGUAAAGUUACGGCGCAUCAACUGGAAGCGCUUAACCAUCUGUCAGACCCUAGAAGCCAUAAGAUCGUACAAGGUCGCAGAAGAUUGCCCGGAAUUCGAAUGGACUUUUCUGUCGACAAUCAGUUAGUCUAUCGAAAGCCUCCUUCUCACGAUAUGGUUCGCCACCAUCCCGACAAGAACUCAUCGUUACACUCCAAAAACACCAACCGUCAAUUCGUCACUUCGUCAGGAGGUUUCUCGGAGGGAAAGAUAUCAUCGACAUUCGCCAAGAAGCCGUCUGCCCCUCCCCCCUCUCAGCUCUUUCACCAUCACGUCAAAGUGAACAGAUCGGUUCGAAGGUCGCCGCUCAAGAAGCUCGAAAAGUCUGUUCGAGCCGACCGAGGAAUGAGAUUCCGAGACGAUUCGAACACCGAAGCGGAAUCGGAAUUCUCCCUCGACGCGUCCGGCGAUCGCGACCAUUCCACCUCUCGAGGUAACUUCGAGGCCGAGUCUCGCUCCCACAACCGGGGCAACUCUCUGAGGAGGUUGGGGGGGCAUACGAAAGAGGAGGCACCCGAAACUAAGGUCAAGACAGAGCGACUGGUGCCGAUUUUAGGGCUGUUCGAUCUGACAGCUCGGCCAGACCAGCACAUCGGAGGGGCAUCCGAACUAGCAGCUGCUCGUCUGGCCCUGAAACACAUCAAUGAGAAAGGGGUCAUACCUGGUCACCGCCUCGUCAUGUUCCACUACGACACUCGGUGCGACAGUGGCAUGGGCGUGGACGCCUUCUUCCACGCCAUUUAUACCCUGAGUGCCAGAAUAGUGAUCUUGCUUGGGGCAGCGUGCCCUGAAGUCACCGAAAGCUUGGCUGCUGUGGUUCCGUACUGGAACAUCGUCCAGGUCUCCUUCGGCUCGGUGUCUCCCGCCCUGAGCGACCGGUCGUCUUUUCCGCGCUUCAUCCGCACGGUGGCGCCGGAUUCCUCGCACAACGCAGCCAGGCUGGCCUUCCUGACGCACUAUUCCUGGAGCACUGUGGCCACCAUCUCCGAAAAUCACGACAUGUACACUUUGGCGUUGAACGAACUGAUGCCAGCUUUGGAGGCAGCCAAUAUUUCCCUGCAAGCAACUGUCACACUCUCUCACGAAGAUUAUACUGAACACCUGCAUACGUUAAAGGAGAAGGACUGCCGGAUCAUCAUAGCCAGCUUCUCGGCGGACUUGGCCAGGAAGGUGUUCUGUCAGGCUUACCAUCUGGGCAUGUACGGGGCAGACUACGCCUGGGUACUCUCAGGCGCUCCGCAGGACAGCUGGUGGCAGGUCACGCAGGGAACCAGCUGUUCCCGACAACAGCUGGUGGAGGCGACGCAAGGAGCCUUCCUGGUGGCCAAUCAUGGCUCCAUCAUCGGAGAGAACGCGUCCGAAUCCGGCCUGACGAACAGCCAGUUCCUUCAGGAGUUCUCCCACACAGGACAGCCCCUGACGGAGUAUGUGACGCAGACCUACGACGCCGUCUGGACUAUCGCUUUGGCCCUUCGUCAGCUGAUGGAAGCAUCGGUCAGCGGUCAUCCGACCACCGGGUCAGCCACUCACCGCAGGCAUACCUUGCACUCGGCUGUCAGGCGCGAGGUCGACUCGGCUUUGGCCAGCAAGGUCACCAAGCCGAGCAGGUCACAUGGCAACGACUUGCAACAGUGCAACGGGGGUCACCACCAGUCUGGCAACGCAACUCAAAAACCUACGAUGUCAUGGAUACUAGGGAGGUUAGAGAAACUCCGCAAGAAACAAGAGAAACCGCAGAGUGAACAGCUUCAGGAACAGCAGCAGCAACAGCAGCAGGAGCAGCAACCGUGGGAGUCGCCGCACCGCCCAGGCGAGUUUAGCCUGACCAGCUUCGACUACUCGCGAGAGGACAUGGCGGACAGGAUUCUGGAGACGAUGCAGAGACUCAGAUUUCGAGGGGUGUCGGGACCAAUAUCCUUCGACUGCCCUGACCGAGUUGGCGUGACGGCCUUUUACCAGAUCCAAGACGGAAAGCCGAUGAAGGUCGCCCUGUACCACCCGGAGGAAGCUGCCCUCGACCUGAUGUGCCCCGGAUGCCACGUGGUGGUGUGGCCCGGGGGCGAGGUGCCCGCGUCGAGGGUGUUCAAGAUUAGGGUGGAGACCAUCUCGCCGGCGGCGUUCUUCAUCAUGUCCGCCCUGGCCAGCCUGGGUAUCCUGAUGGCUCUCGCUUUCCUCAUCUUCAACCUCACCUAUCGGAGGCUCAAAUACAUCAAGCUAUCGAGUCCGAGGCUGAACAACACGACGGUCGUCGGAUGCAUUCUGGUGUACACGGCCGUCAUCCUUUUGGGUUUCGACCACGCCACUCUGCCCUCGCCGCAUUAUUUCCCCGUCAUAUGCACAGCUCGAGCCUACUUGCUGUCUGCCGGGUUCUCUCUGGCCUUCGGGUCGAUGUUCACCAAGACCUAUCGAGUCCACCAGAUUUUCACCAGGUCCAACAGCGCCGGAGUCAUCCGUAAUAAACUGCUGAAGGACAAGCAGCUGAUAACCCUGAUCAUGGUGCUGCUGGCCGUCGACGUGAUGAUCGUCAGCGCCUGGGUAGGAGUCGACCCCAUGACUCGACACCUCCACAACCUGACGCUCGAGAGAUCGAUGGAGGAGAGGGGCGUGGUCUAUCAGCCACAGGUUGAAGUAUGCCGCAGCGCGCACACGAGCGAGUGGUUGGGUGCGUUCUAUGUAUAUAAAGGGCUCCUCGUCGCUGUUGGAGUCUACAUGGCCUGGGAAACGAGACACGUCAAGAUCCCCGCCCUGAACGACUCCCAGUACAUCGGGAUGAGCGUCUAUAACGUCGUCAUCACGUCGGCCAUCGUGAUCGUGGCGGCCAACAUUAUCAGCGAGCGGACGACUCUGGCCUACGUCAUCGUCACGACGCUCAUCAUCACAUCGACGACGACGACUCUGUGUCUCUUGUUCAUACCCAAGAUUUUAACCAUCUGGAAGAAAGCCGAGGGGGACCCCAUUGUCGAAAGCAUGGGGCUCAAAAUCCAGUCCAAUACGCGAAGGCUAAUGACGGAGGACAAACGCGAAAAAUUCUACAGAGCUGAAAUACAAAACAAGGUCUACAGAAGGGAGUUGCUGAAACUUGAGCAGGAAAUACAGAAAAUGAAGCGAAGGCUAGAGUCCCCGGAGAGUCCUACGUCGUCAGCGGAGUCGUUCCCAAUCCUGAAUAAGGACUCUAUGAUCUCUGGAACAUCUCAGUCGGAUAACGCGAAAGAGGGGCCAACUAACGGAGUUGCUGACAGGAGGGACGUUCAGAAUCAAGGAGGAGGGGGAGGGGGAGGGAGCGAGCGAAUCAACAAAGCCUUCAGCGGGAGCAACAUUGUUGGAGGGAGAUCCUUGGAGGGUGUCCUGGACGUUUCCCACACCCAGUUCCUCCGCAGCGAUGACGCUACCGUAAGGAGGGUCAAGCGAGAGAGGAUGAUGCGGUCUUUGCACAGGUCUUUGCCCUCUCUGACACUCGGCUGUCCCCCCAGAAGACCAUCAGACACCCGUCUUCCCGCCGAUGGCGCCGAAGAUGCCAGUGGCAACGGUAACUUCGGUCCCUCCCAAGUGUUCUUCGACGCGCACCAUUUCCACGAAGACCAGGAGGAGGCGAGGAGACGAGCGGAAGAUGACGACGAGGAUGAAGACGAUGAAGAUAGCGAGAGUGACAAGAAGAGACCCUCCUCCUCCCGAUAUGGCACGGUGCCGGCAUCACCCCACCCCCUCCAGCGCUGUAGACUCGUCAAACGUAGCCCCAUCAAGCCCAGGGUCGAACCGGAAGACGAAGGGAUCGUCGACCUUCGGUAUACGCUCAAUUUCUCGACGCCUCUGCUACACGGGGUUACCGAGGCCGACCUCCCUUUCUCCAUCAGCAGUCACAUGAGGCACGGGUCCCGGGUCUCCUUCCGCGACCAGGAUUCCUAUCACUUCUACGACUCCAGCCCAGAGAUUCGUAAGUCGUCCUUGAGCAACUGUUCUUACUCGAGUCCCGAGGUCAGGAGGUCAUCGAUGACCUCCUGCUCAUCCACAGACAUCCGCCUUCAGAUCGAGUACUCUGACAUCGUGCCCCACGAGAAACUCUCUCCCGUUGUAGAGUACAGGGUGAAUGACCUCGAUUUGCUCUGCCCCUUGGGCAGCGUUCCCCAUCCCAGAGGGAGCGACCGCGAUGCUGGACGGUUCCAUUACGCGUCGACGCUUCCCAGGGGCGCUGACAACGCUGUCGGUCUCGAGGGAGUAGCGCGAAGAUCUUCCAACGGCGCCAUCAGCCGUCAGCCUCUGGCUGGGGAGGCCAACCACAGCGCCAUUCCAGGCCACCGGAAGUCCUCCAAGAGAAAAAGGAAGAAGAGCAAUGAAAACAACAGUUCGCUACCCAACGCUGCCAGGUCCAGUGGUCACAUGUUCUCCACUGUUAUAGUACACCACGUUGUCAAUGUUCAUAUAUGAUUUCCUCUUUUGCAAAGAGGAAAGCGUUGUUCACAUUUUUUAUACGGACGAUGUGCAAAAGGCCAUUGUCUUCCUCUUUAUACUCCACAGGUUGUUUGGUGUGCGCGUGUCAAGUGUGGCGUUGUGAAAGAAGUUGAGAGAAAGACAUAGAUAGAUUCAGCGACGAUGAGAGAGGAGAGAGAGAGAGAGAGAGAAUCUGACGAUUCUAUUCUGUAAGUUAUUGUUCAUUUGUCAUGGUGUCACAUCCGAAACAGAAACGUUGGAACCCGCAAAAGGAACUGUAACGUUGUUAAGCCUUGAUUUAAUUAGAUAUCAUAACAUGUCAAGAUUUAGGUCAGGAAAUACCCUUCACAAUUGAGCUGUUUUAUGCCCCGAAUUGAUGGGGAUUUGGAACAGCUGCUUAUUUUUUAGCCUAAGGCUUCAACGGCGUCUUUUCUCGUUUCUCCAAAACGUAUUUACCAUUUAAGCAUUUUACUCAAUAGUUUCCAGUCUGUAGGAGAUUACAAGUAGUUUACCUUAGUCAAUUAUUUUCCUAUGAUGGUGCUCGUCUUACACUCGAUAGUCAAAUUUUUUACUUCUCUCGAAAAGUAGAAGAAAUAAAAAGAAAUUUGAUACUUGUAUUUUGGAAAUAUAGGGUUAGGUAGAAUUCUGGACUUUAGAAUGAAACUCGGUAGUGACUGAGGUUAAUGAAAGGAUUUUUUGUACUCGUGAAGGAGAUCAAGGGAGGCGUAUUCAUUUUAAGGAUGAAAGACUGACAACAUAUCAAUAAUAGCUCGACAGAUGUGAAGUACCUAUAUAGUAUUAAGUAGACAAUCCCAAGCGUAGUUCUUCGUCGUUCUUUCGUUACACUUCGUUUAUUGUAUAUAUAUCAACUUUUCUCCUGUAAAAAAAAAGUAUUUUAAACCUUCUAUAAAUAAAGAUAUAUUUAUAUUGACCCGUACAAGACGCGCGGCGCGUUUACCUGGAAUGAAGCUUGUAACACAAUCAUAACACGAAGUAUAUUUAUAUCAUAGCUUGUAACGUGACGUACCAGACAAUCGAUAUACAAACGUAUCAGUUCGCCGGAGAAUAUAACCAAUUAAGGAGCAAAGUCUCGGAAGUGAUGUCGGACGAAGACUUUGGUCGCAAGAAGGGGGGCCGUUGUGGGGGCGGGGCGGUGUUGUAAUUCAUUCAUACCUUUCAGUAACUUGCUCUGGAAUCAUUUCCUUGACAAGACUUGUCAUUCCGGUCGGUUUCAAAGUUGGUUUAAUGUAAAUGAAAAAGUGGUUUUCAUGUUUCAGUUUACAUUUCCUUCUUGAAAAACUGCUAAAGACACUUUUUUUAUCGAAAUAAAAAAAUAUACGAUGAAAAAUAAAUAAUGAAGACUAUUCCACAAUUUGCUGUCUGUGUUAUUAAUUUAAUACUUAAAAUUAGGAAUCAGAUUUUAAACCUGAAAAGAAUAAGUGUCAUCAUCUGUAGAUAUAGGAAGUAAAAUGUACAAACACACACACACACACAAAGAGAUAGAGAGAGAGAGAAAAAGAGAGAAUGUUUGUAUAUGUGUGCGUACGGUCGUUUUUGUAUGCAAACUAUAUUUAGACGGUUAAACGUGCAAUGUUGAACAUCUGCAAGUAGAUACUUUUCAUCACAGAAAGCUCCAAGAGAUUAAUUUGGGGGGAAUAGAAUUGAGGAAGCCAUAGUUACUACAGUCAUAUACAACAUGAUCAGAGAUGUCGCUCAGUGAAUACCCAACAGAAGAAGAAAACAGAGGAUAAGGGAUUAGGAAAAAACAAUUUUGAAAACGACGUGUGUGUGUGUGUGUAAACGGAAUGAAUUACCUAGCAGAAUACAAUUGAAAAGAGGAAGUGAAAUAUAUCGGCUUUUAAUCCUUGGGAAAUAGAGAGCCGCUCACUAAACUAUCCAGUUCGGUAUAUCUAUAUAUAUUAAUCUUUUUUUAUUAACCAUUCUUGGUAUUUUUCAAAAAGCGAAUUGUGUUGGGAAUAACCGAGAGAUUAUGGUGCUUAUGUGAUUUGCGAGAGAAAUGAAACUUUCAGUGAGUAAUGGAAUCACGUGGUUUAUAGCCAGUGUGGUCAUUCCAACUGUCGAACAGCUAGUUACUGGUUUUCAUGAUAAAUUCAAAUGUUUUAGAACUCUUUUGUUUGUAUAUUAUAAUGUGUUUUAUUUAUGAUAAGGAAAUAUAUGCAUUGAGGAAGUAUUUACACCUAUUUUUAAGAAGUAAAUGCCUGAAAGAUACACUUUAAUAUUUGACAAAUAAAGAAAGACUGAUAUAAUAAGUACUCUAUGUUUAAGUGACGUAUUGUGUAUUUUUUACGUGCGUAUUCGCCCGGUCCGGUUUCUGCCGGAUAUAACUGGAUGGACGAGGAUAUCGCUAUGAUCGUCAUUAUCAUCAUCAUCAUUUUAACCUUUGAGAAUUUAGUAUUUUAUAAAGAGAGGCAGUUCUUGUAUUUUCUCAGAACGUGACACCGUAACAGUAUACUCAGAUAUUCCAAAAAAAAAUAAUAAAUAGGUUAAGGUUACGUGAAAAUAUGUUAUAAAGAAUACGCACAAGAGACUAGAGAAAUACAAAUAUGCAUGUAUAUGUAUUUAUACAUAAAUGCAGUGUAUAUAUCCAUAUAUAUACAUACUAUUUUUUGUGGGGAUGCAUACAUGCCCAGACACAGAUUUGUAUGCAACAUAUAUAGGUAUGAAGAAGCACAAAUGCUACGUGUGCUUAUGCGUGUUGCAUAGAAUGUGUGUGUAUGCAUGCUUGUAUGUA
Macrobrachium nipponense is the source of this 14652-nucleotide messenger RNA. RefSeq lists its product as uncharacterized. Gene Ontology annotation, cellular component: G protein-coupled receptor heterodimeric complex; membrane. The coding region runs from base 1920 to 11897 and encodes 3325 amino acids. Gene Ontology annotation, molecular function: G protein-coupled GABA receptor activity. The record is from RefSeq and is a predicted model, not a curated record. NCBI's taxonomy places the organism in Eukaryota, Metazoa, Arthropoda, Malacostraca, Decapoda, Palaemonidae. Gene Ontology annotation, biological process: gamma-aminobutyric acid signaling pathway; G protein-coupled receptor signaling pathway. The transcript has 21 exons.